CUGUCAAAAUUCUUCAAUAAAGCCAUUCUAUCUCAAAACAUGCCAGUACUUUUUCAAAGCCUAUCAAAAUCAACGCUUAGUCCAACGCUUGGAGCCAAGCAGAAAAUGUUGUUGAGGCAUGCUCGCAAAUAUUUUAGCAGGGCCAGGAUAAACGCUGGGUCAGAAUACUAUAAAGUACCCCCAAAACUUGUGAAUGCAAAAUUGAAACAUCUUGCCACACCUUUGGUUUCUCCUAAAAAGGGCAGGAAUUUACGAGAUUCGAAUACUCCGAAGUGGAAGAGCUUCAAGAUUCACAUAAGCCAACUGACACAGAUGUAUACUCCUAAGGAGCGUGAGUUGAAAAAUUCAAAAUCAAAAGAAAUUGUCCCUAGAGCGAGCGGAAAACAAUUAAUUGACCCAAUUAAAAUCGAAAAAUACAAGAUUAAACCCCCAAUGAGUCGUCCUGUACCUACAGCAACGCAUUUAAGCUCAAGAGCACCUGUCGUGGGCCUUCUUCAUGGACUAAUUAGCAGGUUUGUCUUUACCCAAAAGCGAACCAAAAAACUGAAGAAAAGAAGUCUGCUUAAUAAUCUCCAGCCAAAAAAAACGUGUAAAAGGAGCAUCGUUAACAAAUCUAAACUCUUCAAAUUUCCCUUAAAAGAUCAAAAACGGAGGGAAAAUAAAGUAGAUAAUAAACUGAAAGAAGUUGUUUCAGUUAUGCAGGAGCUGGGCGAGUUUAAGGGUAUAAAGACUCCCAAAAAGAUGACGGAGAAAAUGCAUCGAACUAUAAAGAGCUUAUCCCGAAGCGCCCUUCACUUCCCAGCCGCGCAUGAAAAUCUCUCAAAGUACAAAGUUUCAACAAGAGAAAUACAACGCGAUACAACAUACCCUACUGAACCAUUGAAGACACUAGUAAAGAGAAUCAAAAGCACCGAAUUUAAGAAUGAAAAUCUAUCAAAGUACAAAGUUUCAACAAGAGAAAUACAACGCAAUACAAAAUACCCCGCUGAACCAUCGAAGACAAUAGCAAAUAGAAUCAAAAGCACAGAAUUUAAGAAAGGAAGUCAACUUAAUCUCAAGCCUAAGAAAACGUAUAGGAGGAGCAUCGUUAACAAAUCUAAACUCUCCAAAUUAUCAUUACAACAUCAAAAACGAAAGAAAAAUGAAGUGGAAAAUAAACUGAAAGAAGUUGUUUCAGUUAUGCAGGAGCUGGACGAGUUUAAAGGCAUAAAGACUCCCAAAAGGAUGAUGGAGAAAAUGAACCGAACGAUUUUAAAGAAGUUUUCCGGAAGCGCCCUUAAUUUCGAAACCUCUUUUGGAGAUCUUUCAAAGUACACGGUUCCAGCUAGAGAAGCGCAACACGAUUCAACAUAUCCUGCUGAAUCAUCGAAGACACCAGCAAAGAGAAUCAGAACCAACGAAUUUAAGAUGACCAAAUCAUCUGGGAACAAAGGAUUUGAUUUUAAGCUAGGCAAAGGACUUAAAAUCCACGACUAUGGCUUCAAGAAUCUCAAGAAGGGAGUUUCAAAUCAAGAUACUAUCCAUGAUUCCAAAUCACACACACCAAGGGAGGCAGAAAUUAUUUCUAACCGCAAAGCCUUCCGUACCAUGGACACGAAUCUGAGGAAUUUCACUAGACAAACUGCUACUAACAUCUUUCUUAACGUUGACAGGCUGAGUGACAAAAAAGUUGGCUCAAAGUUAGAACUUUUGGAGCAACUAAAUCGAUUAGAGACCUUAAAACACGGAAAUAGCGACAAUUUUGAGUACUUUGAGGAAUCUGUUUCGCCGUUGGGCUAUGAGAUUUCUGAAAAAUUAAAUAGAACAUUUGCGUCGAUCAAAAGAAUAAAUCAGUCCAGGGCGAAUGCAGAACUGUUUAUUUUAGACGACAGAGAUUCACCCAUGGACUUUUUGACUUACGAUGACUAUCAAGGAAAGUAUGUUCCCUUGGCCGAAGAGAAACCCCAACCACCCAAUCGUCGAAGAAAGAAACGAUCUAAACGACUUUUCGUUCCCAAAACUGACGCAGGUACACAGACUGAAUGCGAGUGUGAAAUUUGCUGUUCGUUGCAAAAGUAUAGGACUGAAAAAGUAUCACCUUUGCUAAUGGAAAUGACAAUGAAAAGAAAUUUUUUGAAUCAACGACAAUACUAUAUGGAAAAUCUCAAGAAAAGAAAGUUAAAAGCACCUGUUUCAGAAAAAAGGGAAUUAAUCUCCAUAACUAAGCCCAAUCAAAGCGAUUGCGAAGCGAAACACAGAAGUCACAAAGAUGUAAAUUUGUAUUCUCGUUACCCCAAAAUCAUUUCCGAAACCCUUGAGAACCUUACAUCCCCCCUUCGAUUUGAAAACUACACACGAGAAUUAUUAAAGGCUUACAAGGCACUCGAUGUGACAAAAAUGAUAUCACGCUGUUAUCAAACACUUUUUGAAGCCGAGCAACGAACGAAUGGAAUAUUUCCAAAUACCUUUGAUCCUUAACCGAAAAUUUGUCGACUAUAAAGUAUCUGAAUCUAGUCAAUCAAUGAAGAUACAGAAAUGAGCAUUUGACUGCAUAUAACAUGCGCGAGAAAAU
Messenger RNA from Drosophila melanogaster (fruit fly), 2551 nucleotides. RefSeq lists its product as uncharacterized. The record is from RefSeq and is marked reviewed. The transcript has a single exon. Bases 313 to 2457 code for a protein of 714 amino acids. NCBI's taxonomy places the organism in Eukaryota, Metazoa, Arthropoda, Insecta, Diptera, Drosophilidae.